AUGUCGGACACCGAGGAGCAGGAAUAUGAGGAGGAGCAGCCAGAAGAGGAGGCUGCGGAGGAGGAGGAAGCCCCCGAAGAGCCGGAGCUGGUGGCAGAGUCAGAAGAGGAGCGCCCCCAGCCGCCUGUGGUGCCUCCUUUGAUCCCGCCAAAGAUCCCAGAAGGGGAGCGUGUUGACUUUAUGUAAGACAUCCACCGCAAGCGCAUGGAGAAAGACUGGCUGGAGCUGCAGACCCUCAUCGACGUGCAUUGGAGGAAGAAGGAGGAAGAGGAGCUGAUUGCCUUGAAAGAGUCCCAGGAGCGGCGCCGGUCGGAGAGAGCCGAGCAACAGCGCUUCAGAACUGAGAAGGAACGCGAACGUCAGGCUAAGCUGGCGGAGGAGAAGAUGAGGAAGGAAGAGGAAGAGGCCAAGAAGCGGGCAGAGGAUGAUGCCAAGAAAAAGAAGGUGCUGUCCAACAUGGGGGCCCAUUUCGGCGGCUACCUGGUCAAGGCAGAACAGAAGCGUGGUAAGCGGCAGACAGGGCGGGAGAUGAAGCUGCGCAUCCUGUCUGAGCGCAAGAAGCCUCUGGACAUCGACUACAUGGGGGAGGAACAGCUCCGGGAGAAAGCCCAGGAGCUGUCAAACUGGAUCCACCAGCUGGAGUCUGAGAAGUUCGACCUGAUGGCGAAGCUGAAACAACAGAAAUAUGAGAUCAACGUGCUGUACAACCGCAUCAGCCAUGCCCAGAAGUUCCGGAAGGGGGCAGGGAAGGGCCGCGUUGGAGGCCGCUGGAAGUGAGAACGCCGCCCCGGACAGUGGCCUGCUCUUACCCACCCGGGAAGCCUGGGAGUGUUAGUCCCUUCGGUAGCUUGAAAUAAACGCUUCCCUCAGACACCU
Chlorocebus sabaeus (green monkey) is the source of this 876-nucleotide messenger RNA. NCBI's taxonomy places the organism in Eukaryota, Metazoa, Chordata, Mammalia, Primates, Cercopithecidae. The record is from RefSeq and is a predicted model, not a curated record.